AUGUCGAAUCCCGUAGCUGGCACGCAAGAAGCAGGUUCAACGGCGAUCGCGUUUGCGUUAAAGGACGUCUCGGUUGAGCGUAUAGUGGGGCCUGGAAACGACGAGGUGGUGAAAAUAGGGUCCUUCUGGGAGUCGCAGCCCGUAGUGAUUCAUUUUCUCCGCCGCUUUGGCUGCCGCAUCUGCAGGGGGGGAGCCAUGGACAUGUCUCGCGCCAUCCCCCACCUGCACAACGCGGGCGUGCGAGUCGUUGCCAUCGGGUUGGACCAUCUGGGGAUGGACGAGUUCAUAGAUGGAGGCUACUGGAAGGGCGAGUUGUACAUCGACGAUGGCAAGCGCGCCUACCGAGCCCUGCAGCUCAAGUCCAUCUCUCUCUGGCAGGUAGCGUAUCAGCUACUGUUUGACAAGACAGUGAAGAAGUCCCUUGGAGACACGGCCAAUGUGAAGGGCGACCUGGCUGGAGAUGGCCUGCAAUUGGGAGCCACAUUCGUGUUCGAUAAAGGUGGCAAGCUGCUUCAUGAUUUAAGACAAGUGACAGUGGCAGACCAUCCGUCUCCAGAAGAGCUUUUGAAGCCCUUUGGAAUUGAUACAAGUGUUCUUAGCGGAUUGAAAGAUGCAAGAGGAGCUGCGGAAGAGGGCAAAGUGGCUGCAUGUGAAGGAGGGGAGUGCUUGUAA
Molecule: messenger RNA, 672 nt
Organism: Closterium sp. NIES-65
Lineage: Eukaryota; Viridiplantae; Streptophyta; Zygnematophyceae; Desmidiales; Closteriaceae
Source: the annotation of a GenBank genome assembly